Messenger RNA from Paramecium pentaurelia, 1478 nucleotides. The record is from the annotation of a GenBank genome assembly. NCBI's taxonomy places the organism in Eukaryota, Ciliophora, Oligohymenophorea, Peniculida, Parameciidae.
AUGUUUGUAUAUUUAUUAUUUACUGCUUGUUAUGCUGAUUUUAUUUUUAACAAAGGAUAUCAAUAAGUUUUAGGGUAGAUAAAUAUCGAAACUACAUCCUUAUUAGAAAAAUAGAUUCCAGAAAAUGAAAGACUUGUUAUAUCAAUAUCUAAUUAUCCUAAAUAGAGAAUCCCAUUAUUGUUGUUUUGUAGAGCAAACCAUAGUUUUCAUAAUUAACCUGAUCUUUAUACAAUUUAAAAGUAAUAUCGAAUAUUUAAACUAGAUAAAAUUGUAUUGCUGACUUGAAUUCAUAUGAUUUUAAGAGAGUCAACCAAUAAAUAAUAGUAGAAUACAAUCAUAAAAAUAAUAGCUUUAUGAAUAUUGUUUUUUAAGAGAAAGGUAAUAUUCCCUUUAUUAUGGUUUACUCAGAAUAAAAAAGUGACUUUGUCAUAACUUUUGCCUUUAAACAAAAGUAAUCCUGUUAUGUGUAUAUAUAUAAUGUUAAUAAUUCAUUUAGGGAAUGCUAGUAUGGAAGCAUUUGUUUUAAAGGCCAAUGUCUUUGUUAAAGAGGAUUCUUUGGAGAUGAUUGCAGCAUCAAUAUAAUAUAAUUGCAGGAAAACGAUAAUUUUGAAUAAGAUGUUAUAUAUUAUAUAAACGCCACGAAGUUAGAAGUAAUGUAUUAAUAAAAGAUAAUAGGAAGUAUCUAUGAAUUUUACAGAGAAGUCAAAUUUUAUAAUUGGAUGUUUAGCUUUUAAUCCUUAUGUUUAUCGAGGAGAGUUUAUUUUUAAUAGCUUUCUAGAACUUUCUUAUUAAAAACAGAUGGAUUGUUUAGAGGAAACUUAAAAAGUAAAUAAAGAAUUUUCAAUAAAUUUAUAACCUUUCUAUGUUUUCAUAGCUUAAUAAGAUAUCAUUUAUUUGGAAUCUCAAUCAAAUGAAUCAAAUAAAAACACAAUUCUUUAUAUAGUCACAUCAAUUGGAAUAUCAUUGUUAGUUGUAAUUGUUUAUUGUUGGUUUCAUUUUAAAAAAUCAAAUAGAAGAAUGAACAAUCUAAUUACAACGUAAAUUCCAACAUCUGAAUAAAUGGCAUCUAUUAAUACGAUAAACAAAUAUUUACCUAUAUAAAUAUAUGAUGAAGUCAUCAAAAAAUUUCCUGGACUUGCAGAUGACCAGAUUUGUUAAAUUUGCUUAGAAACAUAUAAAAAGGAAGAUUAAGUCAGAAUAACUUAUUGCACUCAUUUUUAUCAUGUAGAAUGUAUAGAUUUAUGGAUUAAUAAAAAUGAUGUAAAAUUAUUAUAUCAUUUAAGAAAUGCCCAACUUGUCGAUCAUCUUUGAAUAUCUAAACAUUAAAUAAAUUUAUCUAUAAUAAUUUAGAAGAUGGAAAUCAUACAAUAAGCACUUGUUCAAAAUAAAUAAUCUUUGAAUAAUCACAUAAAAAUAUUAGAUUGCAUGGAUACAAUAGAACAUCUAGUUCUCCAAAUAUUCCUCAGAAAAUAUCAUGA